AUGCGGUUCCUUACUUAUACUCUCCCCCUCAUUGCAAGUGUAAUAUCCUUGCUGGGGGUUAAUGUGCAAGCUCGAUCGCAAGCCCCCAGUGCUAUCCGACAUGUUUCCACUCUGGACCAUACAACAAUCAAGACGCUCUCGCAUCGGGUCGAUCAUCUGUCCAAUUUCGACAUCGUCUUUCAUCUCCACGAUAAUGACCAGCGGAUCAAGCUCGAGCUUGAGCCGAACCAUGACAUCCUGGCGGAAGAUGCCUACGUGCAGUAUCUUGACGCGGACGGCAAUAUUCGACGGGAAGAGCCCAUUGCGCGACACGAGCACAAGGUCUUCAAGGGGAGGAGUCUGCUCGGUCGAGGCAAGGGCAUGUGGGAUCCCGUCGGAUGGACGCGGAUUUACUUGAAGCAAGACGGCCCACAGCCACUGUUCGAAGGAGUGUUUAGUGUCAACGGUGACAACCAUCACGUCGAACUCAAAUCCACCUAUCUGGAGAAGAAGCGCGACGAGGAUGUCGACAUUCUGGACACACAAACAGACUAUAUGGUCUUCUACCGGGACUCGGACAUGGUGCGUCUGCAUACAGAACUCAAGCGCUCAUCGCUCGGGUCGACUUCGUGCCAAGCCGAUAAGCUGGGAUUCAACACCGACCCCAAUCACCCUGUCUUGCAAUCCUUCGGUCAGCCAGAUACCAGUACCUGGGGAGGGAUGUCUUUGACGUCGAUGUUCGGCCUCAGCAAGCGGCAAUCGGACAUUGGGAAUGUGACGGGUAAUGCCGGUGGAGUGAACCUGCAGACGACCAUUGGCGAUACUUCGGGCUGCCCCAACACGAAACAGGUCGCUCUGAUUGGCGUUGCAACGGACUGCUCAUUUACUGGUUCCUUUAGCAACGAAACGGCCGCCAGAGAAGCGGUCAUCAGCAUUGUCAACAGUGCCUCCAGUGUUUACGAAAAGGCGUUCAAUAUCACCAUCGGUCUGCGGAAUUUGACAAUCACCGACAGCUCCUGUCCGGACAACCCUCCCGCUGCUACCGCGUGGAAUAUGCCUUGCUCCAGCGGGAACCUUACCUCCCGACUCGACCUCUUCUCCAAGUGGCGCGGAGAGCAAACGGACGACAAUGCCUAUUGGACCCUGAUGAGUGAUUGCGCGACCGGAAACGAGGUCGGACUGUCCUGGCUGGGCCAACUCUGCAAUUCCGAUGCGUCUACGGAUGGCUCCAGUACGGUCAGCGGAACCAACGUCGUCGUUCGUUCCUCCGGCGCGAGCUGGCAAAUCUUUGCGCAUGAAUCCGGCCACACCUUUGGGGCCGUGCACGACUGUGAUUCCCAGACCUGCGCGGAGGAUCUCGAGGCCACGUCGCAGUGCUGCCCGUUGACCUCUUCCACCUGUAACGCGAACGCGAAGUACAUCAUGAACCCGACGACCGGCACGGACAUCACCGCGUUUUCGAAUUGCACCAUCGGCAACAUCUGCUCUGCCUUGGGCGGCAACAGCGUCAAGUCCAGCUGUCUGUCCGCCAACCGCGACGUGACCACGUACACUGGCAGCCAGUGCGGUAACGGGAUCGUCGAGUCUGGUGAAGACUGCGACUGUGGCGGGGAAGAGUCCUGCGGGGACAACCAGUGCUGUGACGCCACGACGUGCAAGUUCAAGUCGGGGGCCGUGUGCGACGAUUCCAACGACAGCUGUUGUUCGAGCUGCCAGUUUGCUGCAGCUGGUACGGUGUGUCGGGCCAGCCGCGGAGCAUGCGAUGAGGCCGAGACCUGCAGCGGCAACUCGAGCACCUGUCCGACGGAUGCGUUUAAGAAAGACGGCACCGACUGCGGCAGCAGUGGCUCGGGACUGAAAUGUGCCAGCGGCCAGUGCACUAGCCGGGACUACCAGUGCCGCAGCGUGAUGGGCACCCUGCUGCACAGCAACGAUACGUAUGCCUGCAGCGCAUUCAGCUCCUCGUGCGAGCUGAUUUGCACGUCGCCAAAAAUUGGCGAAUGCUAUAGCGUCAACCAAAACUUCCUGGACGGCACCCCCUGUGGCGACGGCGGGUCGUGCAGCAACGGCGACUGCAAGGGCCAGAAUGUCGAGUCCUGGAUCAAGAACCACAAGGGCAUCGUCAUCGGCGUGGCCUGCGCCGUGGGGGCUCUGCUCCUCCUUGCCCUCUGCUCCUGCAUCCUGGGGCGCUGUCGCCGGGCGCGCGCGCCCCAGCCCGUGCCGCGUCCAGCAUACGGGGGCUGGACCGGCCCUAUGCCCCCGCCGCCACAGAUGAACCAGUGGCCCGCGCGAGGCUAUCAGGGGCUCGGCAAUGAGCCUCCGCCGCCCUACCCCGGAGCGGCCGGCCAGCCGGUCCCCCAGUACAUGCCCGCGGGGCGAUACGCCUGA
Aspergillus ibericus CBS 121593 is the source of this 2367-nucleotide messenger RNA. It is a transcript of the gene admB, whose product is annotated as ADAM family of metalloprotease ADM-B. Bases 1 to 2367 code for a protein of 788 amino acids. Gene Ontology annotation, molecular function: metalloendopeptidase activity. The transcript has 2 exons. Gene Ontology annotation, biological process: proteolysis. Lineage: Eukaryota; Fungi; Ascomycota; Eurotiomycetes; Eurotiales; Aspergillaceae. The record is from RefSeq and is a predicted model, not a curated record.